Messenger RNA from Eucalyptus grandis, 1785 nucleotides. RefSeq names its product 4-coumarate--CoA ligase-like 1. The record is from RefSeq and is a predicted model, not a curated record. Gene Ontology annotation, biological process: fatty-acyl-CoA biosynthetic process. Lineage: Eukaryota; Viridiplantae; Streptophyta; Magnoliopsida; Myrtales; Myrtaceae. Gene Ontology annotation, molecular function: long-chain fatty acid-CoA ligase activity. The transcript has 6 exons. Bases 8 to 1675 code for a protein of 555 amino acids.
CUCCACCAUGGGCACUUACAUCGAGAGCGUGGCGAGUGAGGAAGAGCACAUCUUCAGGAGCCAGUACCCUGCAGUCCCUAUCCCGAACUCCACCCUUCCGGAUUUCGUUCUCCAUGGUGCCGAACUAUAUGCUGACAAGGUGGCGUUUGUGGACUCUGUGUCGGGGAGAUCGUACACUUACGCAGAGGUGGCUAGGGACACCAGGAGGUUCGCCAGAGCUCUGAGGUUGCUCGGUCUGAGGAAGGGGAGGGUAGUGAUCGUGGUGCUGCCGAAUGUCGCUGAGUAUGGAAUUGUUGCCCUUGGCAUAAUGGCGGCUGGUGCUGUGUUCUCUGGCGCUAACCCGGCGAUGCAUGCUUCGGAAAUUAAGAAGCAGGUGGAGGCUGCCGACGCCAAGCUAAUCGUGACAGAUGGACUGAAUUAUGAAAAGGUAAAAAGCUUUGGCCUUCCCGUCGUCGUGCUGGGCGGAGAGCAAAUAGAUACGGCCACAAACUGGGACGAUUUGCUCAAAGCAGGAGACCGUGCGAGCAUCAGUACAGUUCAAGAAAAUGCCGACCACAACGAUCUGUGUGCCCUCCCUUUCUCUUCGGGCACCACAGGUAUCUCAAAAGGCGUGAUGCUGACUCACAGGAACUUGGUGGCUAACCUGUGCUCCACGCUCUCCAGCUUCCCGCCCGAAAUGGUGGGUCAGGUCACGAUACUUGGCCUGAUUCCGUUCUUUCACAUUUACGGUAUCACCGGAAUCUGCUGUGCGGGCCUCAAGAAUAAGGGGAAGGUUGUGGUCAUAAAUCGGUUUGAUCUCCGGAGCUUUCUUAAUGCUCUGAUCACGCACGAAGUCAAUUUUGCACCGAUCGUGCCUCCAAUUAUAUUGUCUCUGGUAAAGGACCCAAUAGUAGAUGAGUUCGACCUCAGUAAGCUCAAGCUCAGUGCCAUAAUGACUGCAGCGGCCCCACUAGCACCAGAAAUUCUCUCUGCCUUCGAGAAUAAGUUCCCCGGAGUCCAGGUUCAAGAGGCAUAUGGGUUAACAGAGCACAGCUGCAUAACGCUCACCCAUGGGGACCCCAGAAAAGAUCACAGCAUCUCGAAGAAAAAUUCAGUGGGUUUUAUCCUCCCGAAUUUGGAAAUCAAGUUCAUCGAUCCGGAGAACGGCCAGUCAUUGCCCAAGAACACGCCUGGGGAACUAUGCGUCAGAAGCGAAUGCGUGAUGCGAGGUUACUACAAGAACGAGGAAGAGACAUCGAGGACCAUAGACAAGGACGGGUGGCUCCACACAGGCGAUAUAGGGUACAUCGAUGACGAUGGAGAUGUUUUCAUCGUUGAUCGCAUCAAGGAACUGAUCAAGUAUAAGGGUUUCCAAGUCGCUCCGGCUGAGCUAGAGGCCAUUCUUCUUACUCAUUCCUCCAUCGACGAUGCAGCAGUAGUCCCGCUUCCCGAUGAAGAGGCGGGAGAGAUCCCGGCGGCAUGCGUCGUGCUGAACCCCGGCGCCAAGGAAACCGAGGACGAGAUAAUCAGCUACGUCGCCUCCAACGUGGCGGGCUACAAGAGAGUACGGGCGGUGCAGUUCGUGGACAGCAUCCCGAAAUCUCCAUCGGGGAAGAUCCUGAGGAGGCUCCUGAGAGACAAGAUGAUGCAGCACAUGCAGAUGAAGAUCAAGACAAAGGCGGCAGCCACACCCUGAAAACGGCAGCAAAUACCAUGUUGUUGUUGUUGUCGUCGAUCUCCCCGCGUACGAUACGAUAUCGCAUCAAUGAUUAAAACUCUAAAAGCCAAAGGGGCCUUGUCCAAGAA